UCAGCCGUUACCAACCUUAACCUCGUAAGGUGAUGUGCGGCUUCGACGCGACCCCCGAAAAAUCGACCUCUCUCAAACUCUACCUCGAAGCUCAAAUCCCUAUAUCCAAACCGCCGCCAUGCCUCCGCGACUAAACAUCCCACCUGUUACCCGCGUGGUACUCGUGGUCUUGCUUCUACAGUCCGUCUUAAGUGCUGCCGUGCGCUACCGCCAAUGGUCUGCGCAUUCCGAAAUCGUCGUCGAAUGGCUGACACUGAUACCUCAACUGUCGCUGUUCUAUCCCUGGACGUUCUUAACGGCUACUCUAGUCGAGAACAAUAUCUUUACAUUAGCGAUUGCUAGUCUAACCCUUUAUCAUGGAGGGAAAUACCUAGAAAGAGCUUGGUCUUCAAGGGAAUUCGCUAAAUUUCUACUCGUGGCAUCCCUGAUACCCAAUACUUUAACUUUCUUGAUUCUGGUCACACUGUUCACUAUCACUCGCAACGAGAGAUGGACGUUGACAACUAUUGCUGGCACGAUACCCCUUCAGAUCUCUUUUCUUGUCGCUUUUAGCCAACUCGUUCCCGCGCAUACCGUAACCCUCUUCCGAGGUGUUUUGUCUUUGCGCGUACCGAAGUUUCCUCUCAUAUACAUCGGCCUUGUUGCUGUGCUGUCCUUGACUCCGUUACUCACGAGUGCUUCCUUGUUCUUAUCCAUAUUCGGUCUCCUUGCCAGUUGGACGUAUUUACGAUUCUAUAAGACGAUUUUCCCGGAUCUUGAUUCUUCGCAACCGACAUCUAUGCGCGGGGAUGCGAGCGAGACGUUUGCUUUUGCUGAAUUCUUUCCAGGACCAGUUAAGCCAUUUGUUUCCGCGAUUACCGAGCCGGUUUUCAACCUGUUGGUAGCAAUGAGGAUAUGCACGCCUUUCUCACAGGCCGAUAUCUCCGCCGCACAAGGGGGUAACUUCAUACAGCGUAGCGGUCAUGGAGGUGUUAGGGCUGAAGCUGAAAGACGGAGAGCCUUGGCUCUAAAAGUACUAGACCAACGUCUCCAUGCUGCAACUGCGGGACCCAGUAGUGGCACACGAAGUCAGCCACAACCUCCUAACCAGCCAGGCGGCUCGGGAGCACAUACACAUCAGCAGCCGAACGCUCAGGCUGCGAUGACAUCACAGCCCACCACAGUGUUGGGAGAGACAAACUAUAACCCUGAUCAUGAUCAUACCGACAAGAGCGACUCUUGAAAUGUCCAAUUUUCUGCGGGGGCUGGCGGGGGGCUCUCUCGUUUGGAUCUCGAACCACCCCCUUUGCCAUAUGUCCGAAUACGCGUGUAUUUCUAUUUUGGGAGCACUUGCGAGUUCGGAGUCGGCAUUAGAGGAUGAGGCAUCUGGGUUUUGAGUUUAGGGGGUGAAAUAUCCCCAAUCAAGUAAUAUCAAAGUGCCGGUUACAGUGUUAAUUCACAAGAUAGCCGGAUAGCUGUCGGGUUCAGUUUGGCUGUUCAGCAAGCUACGGUUGAGAUUCCCGUUUGGUUUUAUCGAGUACUAUAAACCGAGCUUGACGUGCAGCAUUAUAUGUCAAUUCUACGGUAGAUAUAAUAUCAGCACUGCUUAGCAUUUGGGUAAUACGGCAUGCCGUCACAUACCAUACUGUCCACGUAUCUGUUUUAGAGUAUUUCACCAAUAGACGGAUAUAUGCAGUCGCGUAGCAUAUAGUAGCAUAUAGCAUCGUAUAAGCUCGCUCCGCCGUAAUCCUGCUUUGCAAUGAGUUGAAGAACGAUGAAGAAGAAAAAAAGGGGGUAGACGAAUAUAUAUAUAUAUAUAUAUAUCUAUAUAUAAUAGUAUAUAAUUAUUCAUAAGUAAAA
Daldinia decipiens is the source of this 1839-nucleotide messenger RNA. RefSeq names its product DUF1751-domain-containing protein. The transcript is spliced from 2 exons. The record is from RefSeq and is a predicted model, not a curated record. The coding region runs from base 119 to 1222 and encodes 367 amino acids. NCBI's taxonomy places the organism in Eukaryota, Fungi, Ascomycota, Sordariomycetes, Xylariales, Hypoxylaceae. Gene Ontology annotation, biological process: retrograde vesicle-mediated transport, Golgi to endoplasmic reticulum. Gene Ontology annotation, cellular component: membrane; Golgi apparatus.